This is a messenger RNA of Caenorhabditis elegans, 4667 nucleotides long. It is a transcript of the gene bli-3, whose product is annotated as Dual oxidase 1. The record is from RefSeq and is marked reviewed. Gene Ontology annotation, biological process: cuticle development; molting cycle; response to oxidative stress. The coding region runs from base 37 to 4530 and encodes 1497 amino acids. Gene Ontology annotation, cellular component: apical plasma membrane. Lineage: Eukaryota; Metazoa; Nematoda; Chromadorea; Rhabditida; Rhabditidae. Gene Ontology annotation, molecular function: calcium ion binding; NAD(P)H oxidase H2O2-forming activity; heme binding. The transcript has 19 exons.
UUUUCAGGUCAACUAAAACUCUAAGGCGCACGAGCAAUGCGCUCAAAACAUGUGCUGUACAUAGCUAUACUGUUCAGUUCAAUUUUUGGAGGGAAAGGAAUCCAACAAAAUGAGGAAUUUCAAAGAUACGACGGAUGGUACAACAAUCUGGCGAAUAGUGAAUGGGGUUCUGCUGGAAGUCGGCUGCAUAGAGAUGCACGUUCCUACUACUCAGACGGUGUAUAUUCAGUGAAUAACUCACUUCCGUCCGCCCGUGAACUCUCCGAUAUACUAUUCAAAGGAGAGUCCGGUAUACCUAAUACAAGAGGAUGCACGACUUUAUUGGCAUUUUUCAGUCAAGUAGUUGCUUAUGAAAUAAUGCAAUCAAAUGGAGUAUCCUGUCCACUAGAGACACUUAAAAUUCAAGUACCCCUAUGUGAUAAUGUAUUUGAUAAAGAAUGUGAGGGAAAGACAGAAAUCCCAUUUACACGUGCCAAAUACGAUAAAGCAACUGGAAAUGGGCUCAACUCACCUCGAGAACAAAUCAAUGAACGGACUUCAUGGAUUGAUGGAUCAUUCAUCUAUGGUACCACCCAGCCAUGGGUGUCCUCAUUAAGAUCUUUCAAACAAGGGCGGUUGGCUGAAGGUGUACCUGGAUAUCCACCACUUAACAACCCACAUAUUCCAUUGAAUAACCCCGCUCCGCCACAAGUACAUCGAUUGAUGAGUCCAGAUAGAUUAUUUAUGUUGGGAGACUCGCGUGUGAAUGAGAAUCCAGGUCUUCUCUCAUUUGGUCUGAUCCUCUUCCGUUGGCAUAACUACAAUGCAAAUCAAAUCCAUCGAGAACAUCCUGACUGGACAGACGAACAAAUCUUCCAGGCAGCACGUCGUUUGGUGAUUGCAUCUAUGCAGAAGAUUAUUGCAUAUGACUUUGUUCCAGGGCUGUUAGGUGAAGACGUUCGUUUGUCAAACUACACCAAAUACAUGCCACAUGUUCCACCUGGAAUCUCGCAUGCUUUUGGAGCAGCCGCCUUCAGGUUCCCUCACUCAAUUGUGCCACCAGCAAUGCUUCUGAGAAAACGAGGAAAUAAAUGUGAAUUCCGGACGGAAGUUGGUGGAUAUCCUGCAUUGAGAUUGUGCCAGAAUUGGUGGAAUGCGCAGGAUAUUGUAAAGGAGUACAGUGUGGAUGAGAUUAUUCUUGGAAUGGCAAGCCAGAUAGCUGAACGAGAUGAUAACAUAGUAGUUGAAGAUCUUCGUGAUUACAUCUUCGGACCAAUGCAUUUCUCUCGUUUGGAUGUUGUUGCUUCAUCAAUAAUGAGAGGAAGGGACAAUGGAGUACCACCGUAUAAUGAAUUGAGAAGAACAUUCGGACUUGCGCCAAAGACAUGGGAGACAAUGAAUGAAGACUUUUACAAGAAGCAUACUGCAAAGGUGGAGAAGUUGAAAGAGUUGUAUGGAGGCAAUAUUUUAUAUUUGGAUGCUUAUGUAGGAGGAAUGCUGGAAGGAGGUGAAAAUGGGCCUGGAGAGUUGUUCAAAGAAAUCAUAAAGGAUCAAUUCACCCGUAUUCGUGAUGGAGAUAGAUUCUGGUUUGAGAAUAAAUUGAAUGGAUUAUUCACUGAUGAAGAAGUUCAAAUGAUUCAUAGUAUUACACUUCGAGAUAUUAUCAAAGCAACCACCGAUAUCGAUGAGACAAUGCUUCAGAAGGAUGUAUUCUUCUUCAAGGAAGGUGACCCGUGCCCGCAACCAUUCCAAGUGAACACAACUGGACUUGAACCAUGUGUUCCAUUUAUGCAAUCAACUUAUUGGACUGAUAAUGACACCACUUAUGUUUUCACCCUAAUUGGAUUAGCAUGUGUGCCAUUAAUUUGCUAUGGAAUUGGCCGAUACUUGGUUAAUCGUCGCAUUGCUAUUGGCCACAACAGUGCUUGUGACAGCCUAACUACUGACUUUGCAAAUGAUGAUUGUGGCGCGAAGGGAGAUAUUUAUGGUGUAAAUGCUUUGGAAUGGCUUCAAGAAGAGUACAUACGACAGGUCAGGAUAGAAAUAGAAAACACCACGUUGGCAGUAAAGAAGCCACGCGGUGGAAUCCUUCGAAAAAUUCGUUUUGAAACUGGACAGAAGAUUGAGUUAUUCCACUCUAUGCCGAAUCCAUCAGCAAUGCACGGACCAUUUGUACUUCUGUCUCAAAAGAAUAAUCAUCAUUUGGUGAUAAGAUUGUCGUCUGAUAGAGAUUUAUCUAAAUUUUUGGAUCAAAUUAGACAGGCGGCUAGUGGAAUCAAUGCAGAGGUUAUCAUAAAGGAUGAGGAGAAUUCUAUUCUCUUAUCCCAAGCAAUCACAAAAGAACGCCGUCAAGACCGACUGGACCUGUUCUUCCGUGAAGCCUACGCAAAAGCAUUCAAUGAUAGUGAACUUCAAGAUUCGGAAACUUCAUUUGACUCAUCAAAUGAUGAUAUAUUAAAUGAGACAAUAUCUCGUGAGGAACUGGCAAGUGCAAUGGGAAUGAAAGCGAAUAAUGAGUUUGUGAAGAGAAUGUUCGCGAUGACUGCAAAACAUAAUGAGGAUUCGCUCAGUUUCAAUGAGUUUUUGACAGUCUUGAGAGAGUUUGUUAAUGCUCCUCAAAAGCAAAAACUGCAAACUCUAUUCAAAAUGUGUGAUUUGGAGGGAAAGAACAAGGUACUCCGAAAGGAUCUCGCGGAACUCGUCAAGUCCCUCAAUCAAACCGCUGGAGUUCACAUUACUGAAAGUGUGCAGCUUCGAUUAUUCAAUGAAGUGUUGCACUAUGCAGGAGUGAGCAAUGAUGCCAAGUACCUGACUUACGACGAUUUCAAUGCUCUGUUCUCGGAUAUACCUGACAAGCAACCAGUUGGACUGCCGUUCAAUCGAAAGAACUAUCAGCCAAGUAUUGGAGAAACAUCUUCUCUGAACUCAUUUGCCGUCGUGGAUCGAUCCAUCAACAGUUCAGCACCGCUAACUUUGAUCCACAAAGUUUCAGCGUUCUUGGAGACCUAUCGCCAACACGUUUUCAUUGUCUUCUGCUUUGUUGCCAUCAAUCUUGUUCUUUUCUUCGAACGGUUUUGGCAUUAUCGUUACAUGGCGGAAAACAGGGAUCUCCGACGAGUAAUGGGAGCUGGAAUCGCUAUUACUCGUGGUGCCGCGGGAGCCUUGUCAUUUUGCAUGGCGUUGAUAUUGCUGACAGUUUGUAGAAACAUAAUCACACUUCUUCGAGAGACAGUCAUUGCGCAGUAUAUUCCAUUUGACUCGGCUAUUGCGUUCCACAAGAUCGUUGCGCUCUUUGCGGCUUUCUGGGCCACUCUUCACACCGUUGGACAUUGUGUCAAUUUCUAUCACGUUGGAACUCAAAGUCAAGAAGGUCUUGCUUGUCUCUUUCAGGAAGCAUUCUUUGGAUCCAACUUCCUUCCUUCAAUCAGUUACUGGUUCUUCAGCACAAUUACAGGUCUGACAGGAAUUGCAUUGGUCGCUGUCAUGUGCAUCAUUUAUGUUUUCGCGUUACCAUGUUUCAUUAAGAGAGCUUAUCACGCAUUCCGGCUCACACAUCUUCUCAAUAUUGCCUUUUACGCACUUACUCUUCUUCAUGGGCUUCCAAAGUUGUUGGAUUCUCCCAAAUUUGGCUACUACGUUGUUGGUCCCAUCGUGUUAUUUGUAAUUGAUCGCAUAAUUGGUUUGAUGCAAUAUUACAAAAAAUUAGAAAUUGUAAACGCAGAAAUCCUUCCAUCAGAUAUUAUAUACAUCGAGUACCGUCGUCCAAGAGAGUUUAAAUAUAAAUCAGGACAAUGGGUUACUGUAUCAUCACCAUCAAUAUCAUGUACCUUUAAUGAAUCUCACGCAUUCUCGAUUGCCUCAAGUCCACAGGAUGAGAAUAUGAAGUUGUAUAUAAAAGCAGUUGGACCAUGGACAUGGAAGUUGAGAAGCGAAUUGAUAAGAUCAUUGAAUACAGGAUCGCCAUUUCCAUUAAUCCAUAUGAAAGGACCAUAUGGUGAUGGUAACCAAGAAUGGAUGGAUUAUGAAGUUGCAAUAAUGGUUGGAGCAGGAAUCGGAGUGACUCCAUAUGCAUCGACACUUGUUGAUCUUGUACAACGAACAUCAAGUGACUCAUUUCACAGAGUUCGUUGCCGUAAAGUAUAUUUCCUAUGGGUGUGCUCAACUCACAAGAACUAUGAAUGGUUUGUGGAUGUGCUCAAGAACGUGGAAGACCAAGCAAGGUCGGGAAUUUUGGAGACACAUAUCUUUGUCACUCAGACGUUCCACAAGUUUGAUUUGAGAACUACUAUGCUUUACAUUUGCGAGAAGCACUUCCGUGCCACCAACUCAGGAAUUUCAAUGUUUACUGGUCUCCACGCUAAGAACCAUUUCGGACGGCCCAACUUCAAAGCUUUCUUCCAAUUUAUUCAGAGUGAACAUAAGGAGCAAUCCAAAAUCGGAGUGUUCAGUUGUGGACCUGUAAACUUGAAUGAAAGUAUAGCUGAAGGAUGUGCAGAUGCCAACCGACAACGAGAUGCUCCUUCAUUUGCACAUCGCUUUGAAACGUUCUAACCUUCCCUAUAUCAUCAUUAUUAUACAUAUUUUAUGCUUCUUUGAGUAUUCUGUGCCAGCUUUACAUUUUCUGUCUAGACUUCAUUUUUUUUCAUUCACUGUUUUAUGGGUAACAACAACAAUGACUUUUAAUUUUG